Messenger RNA from Fusarium coffeatum, 1587 nucleotides. RefSeq lists its product as uncharacterized. The transcript has 2 exons. Gene Ontology annotation, molecular function: iron ion binding; heme binding; oxidoreductase activity, acting on paired donors, with incorporation or reduction of molecular oxygen. NCBI's taxonomy places the organism in Eukaryota, Fungi, Ascomycota, Sordariomycetes, Hypocreales, Nectriaceae. Bases 1 to 1587 code for a protein of 528 amino acids. The record is from RefSeq and is a predicted model, not a curated record.
AUGGCUGAUACCUCAACCUCGCUUGCGGUCCUCGGCAUUGCUGCCAUUGUGACACUAUGGUACUUUACAUCGUCUACCAAGGGCGAAAAAAAGCUGGCCAGGUUGGCCCUCAUCGGUGAUCUUCACAGCUCGCCCAUUGAGAAGCCUCUACUAAGAUGGGACGCCUGGGCCAAAGAAAAAGGCGCCAUCGCGACGCCAAAACUCUUUGGAAUCUUGCCGAUGGUCAUUCUAAAUACAGCUGAUGCAUCGACAGAGCUGCUGAGCAGAAGAGGUAAAUGGUACAGCAAUCGCCCCAGUUCAGUCAGCAUGGAGAUGAUCUCGGGUGCGGGGAAGGGCCAGUCGCGCUUUACCGUGAUGCAUGAUAUGGAUGCUCAUCUAAAGCUUCAUCAGCGAAUCUUGUCACCAUCACUUGGUGUCAUCGCUGCACCACGCUAUCAGCCGGUCAUGGAACUCGAAGCAAAGCAGCUCCUCAGAGAUCUUCUUCAGUUAUCCGACAGCAAAUCCUCAGUUGUUUCCAGCGCAGAUAUUUACCCUCUCCUCGAGCGUACGCAAUCAAGCGUCAUUCUUGCUCUCCACUACGGUUUCCGCGUUCCAACUGUUGAUGACCCUCUUUUCCACAGAAUUAUGGAGACGCAGGCUAAAGCUACCCACGUUGCAGCCAACCCUGGUCUCCCCGACAUCUUUCCCUUUUUGCGUCACCUCCCAGCAUUCAUUUCACCCUGGCACAAAGCUGCCGAUAAGAUAUUUCAAGAACAGAAGGAGGUUUACUUAUAUCUCCUGGAACUUGGUGAUAAGAGCCUUGGAUGGAAUGCUACGAAGCAAGCACGUGCUGCCGCGGCAAAGUACUCCAAAGAACCUGUUCCAGACAUCGAUCUCGCUUACAAUCUUGCAACGAGCGUCCAGGGUGGUAUGGAGACCAGCCCCCGGGCUCUCCUCUGGCUCUUCGCUGCUGCCGUGGCUGCCAACAAGGACUUCAUCAAGCGCGCCCAGGCCGAAUUGGACGCUGUGAUAGGACGUGAUCGACUACCUCGCUUCUCAGAUCGAUCUUCGCUGGCUUACAUCGACGCCAUUGUUGCUGAGCUUAUGCGUUGGAGGCCUGUUUCACCUGGAGGUAUCCCACGUCGAGCUGAUGAACAAGAUGACUACCAAGGUAUCAAGAUUGUGAAGAACGCAACAGUCGUGGCCAACGCAUGGUCCAUCGGCCGCGAUGCAGCAGCUUUUGAUCCAACACUCGGUGAUCUCGAGGAAUUCGUUCCCGAGCGAUGGCUCGACGGGGACCAAAUGAAGACUUCUCUCCCAAUACCUGUGUUUGGUCAAGGUCGAAGGAGCUGUCAGGGAAAGCGGGUGGCCUUGGACGGAGGUUUCGCCAAUGUUGCUGCUAUGAUCUGGGCAUUUGACUUUGAAAUGAUGGAGGAGGUGGACUGUAUGGAUAUGGAAGCCAUUUGGGUUAUGGUUCAACCGAAACAGUUCACGUUCAAGCUGAAGCCUAGAGGAUCGUGGGUGGCGAGUGUGGUUGAGGCUGAAUGGGAGAGUGCCGAUAAGGACCUUGGUAACAUUAUGGGUAAGCCAGAGGAUCUUGAGGGCUGA